AUGCUGGAAUUUACUGCGCUCCCCGCUCCCUUAGUCGUCAAUCCAGAGAACUCAGUCUCUGAGAUGGUCGACGAACCAGGAGGCUUCCCAUGCAGACGGUGUCUAGAAGACGGCCGGCUAGGCGAGGACAUGCUCCUCGUUCCCUAUGAUCCUUUUCUUGCGGGAUCGCCGUACACUGGCUCUGGUCCGAUAUUCGUCCACCGUAAGGAUUGCAUGCGAUAUCAGUGUGAUGGAUCAGUGCCUGACCAGCAGCGCCGCCGCUUGCUAUCUGUACGUGCUUACGACGCGAACCAGAUGAUGACAGGGGCUAUGGUGGUGGAAGGCAAAGACCUGGCAGAAAGGGCGGAGUUGUUAUUUGCGGAUGCGAAAGUUGAUUAUCUUCAUGUUCAUUAUGCAGGCCCAGGGUGUUUUGCGGGGGAGACAGAGAUGGUCCUAUAG
Messenger RNA from Penicillium lagena, 438 nucleotides. Its product is annotated as DUF1203 domain-containing protein. The coding region runs from base 1 to 438 and encodes 145 amino acids. The transcript has 2 exons. NCBI's taxonomy places the organism in Eukaryota, Fungi, Ascomycota, Eurotiomycetes, Eurotiales, Aspergillaceae. The record is from RefSeq and is a predicted model, not a curated record.